GCCCUCUUAGCCCGAAUGACAGCUGCACGUGUACUAACGUACAUUCCUUUAUGUUUCCGAGGUUUUGUCUCUAUAUCUCUCCUUCCUCGAAAUUUAUGUGUUUAUCGUGGAAUGUAUCGGUGAUUGGAGAAAGGGGAAAAAAUGCAUUUCAACCAAAUUGCCUUGACUGCAUUAGCAGUUCUACCUACCGCCAUCGGCGAGCUACACACAUCUUCGCGAUGGAUUCUCGAUUCAAACAACCAGCGCGUUAAGCUACGAUGCGUCAACUGGGCCGGACAUAUGGAGGCUCAUGUCCCAGAGGGAUUAAACAAGCAAUCAAUUGACACUAUUGCCGGCUGGAUCGCUGAUAAUGGAUUCAACUGUGUGCGUUUGACAUACUCGAUUGACAUGGCUCUUGAUCCGACACAGGCCGUCUCGGACUCCUUCGCCGCUGCCGGUACGGAAUGGGGUAUUGAAUCAAACAUGACCGAUGCAUACAAUGCCGCAGUCGUUAAAAAUCCGUUUUUAUCGAACGCGUCAACUGUAGACGUCUACUCCUCUAUCAUCGAUAAUCUUGCGAGCAAAGGCGUCAUGACUAUCCUAGACAAUCAUGUUUCCAAAGCUAGCUGGUGCUGCAACCUCACUGAUGGUAACGGCUGGUGGGAUACUGCAUCUGGAUAUAAUGGGUGGAACAGCCGGUUUUUUAACACCAGUAACUGGCUCGCCGGAUUAGAGGCUAUGGCAACAUUUGCCUUGGAACAUCCAGGCGUGGUCGCAAUGUCAAUCAGAAACGAGCUACGCCCCACACCCCUCUUACAAGAUCUUACGCAUGAUGACUGGUACAAUUAUGUCACCCAGGGUGCUCUGGCUGUACAUAAGGCAAAUCCGCACGUGCUGAUCAUCAUCGGAGGGUCGCAGUCUGCCACCGAUAUGUCAUUCAUCCGAAACCGUUCUCUUGAUUUCUCACAAUGGGCACGAAAGCAUGUUUGGGAAUUCCACUCCUACUCUUUCACUGUCACAUUCCCUGGGAACGGGGAUUGCACUGUGGCUAACACGGAGUACGGCGCCUUAGACGGAUUCGUACUCACUCAAAAUCAAUCAUAUACAGCACCGUUGAUACUUUCGGAGUUCGGCGUAGGUUUGACUGGCGGCCCGAAUUCUGGAUUGUCCGAUAAGGACAAUGCAUAUUUACAGUGUUUGGUCAAAUACAUGGAGUCGAAUGACGCUGAGUGGGCUGUCUGGGCUGUACAGGGCAGUUACUACGUUCGUGAUGGUAUUGUCGAUUAUGAUGAAAGCUAUGGACUACUAAAUCACGAUUGGUCUGACUGGAGGAAUGGAAACUUCUCGGGGAUGUUAGGACAGAUGUGGAAUGUCACGCAGGGCCCUUGA
This is a messenger RNA of Talaromyces proteolyticus, 1368 nucleotides long. Its product is annotated as cellulase family protein. The record is from RefSeq and is a predicted model, not a curated record. The coding region runs from base 142 to 1368 and encodes 408 amino acids. Gene Ontology annotation, molecular function: hydrolase activity, hydrolyzing O-glycosyl compounds. The transcript has a single exon. NCBI's taxonomy places the organism in Eukaryota, Fungi, Ascomycota, Eurotiomycetes, Eurotiales, Trichocomaceae.